Messenger RNA from Daucus carota subsp. sativus, 1236 nucleotides. RefSeq lists its product as uncharacterized. Lineage: Eukaryota; Viridiplantae; Streptophyta; Magnoliopsida; Apiales; Apiaceae. The record is from RefSeq and is a predicted model, not a curated record. The transcript is spliced from 3 exons. Bases 1 to 1236 code for a protein of 411 amino acids.
AUGACAGAUGCUUGGUCUGAUAGAAAGCGGCGGAGUAUAAUGAACUUAUGUGUUAAUUGCAAACUUGGCACAACAUUCUUAUCUUCUAUCAAGAGUUCAGCUGAUGCUCAUACAGGAAAAUAUAUCUUUGAUUAUGUGGACAAAUGGAUUGAAGAAGUUGGUUCGAAAAACGUUAUUCAAGUAGUAACGGAUAAUGCGUCCAAUAAUAUGGCAGCUGCAAAACUCUUAAAUGAGAAGAGGCCGUACAUCUUCUGGACCUCUUGUGCUACACAUACAAUGAAUCUCAUUCUUGAAGGAAUAGGGAAGAUGCCAAAGUUCAAAUUUGUUAUUGACAAGUCUAAAGAGUUGACGAUAUUUAUCUAUGCUCAUCACAAGACAUUGUCCUUGAUGAGAAAGUUCACCAAGAAGAGGGAUAUAGUGAGGCCUGGAAUAACAAGAUUUGCUAGUUCCUUCCUUACUAUGCAAAGUUUGCUGGAGAAACAAGAAAAUCUGAGAUAUAUGUUUCUUUCCAAAGAAUGGCUGGAAUGUAAAUGGUCUUCAACUGCAAAAGGUACUAAGAUAUAUAGCACCAUUGUUAGCCAAACCUAUUGGCAGGCUCUUUCGAUGUGCGUGGAAAUUUUUAAGCCUUUGGUGAAGGUUCUUCGACUUGUUGAUGGGGAUUGGAGACCAUCUAUGGGCUUUGUGUAUGGUGAACUUAAGGAUGCUAAAAAAGAAAUCAUCCGUAUUUGCAGAGGUGCAGCAGAUAUGUACGAACCCAUUCUUGAUAUCAUAGAGUCCAAAGCUAAAGGUCGACUUGACUGUCCAUUACAUCUUGCUGGCUAUCUAUUAAAUCCCUACUUUUUCUAUAGAGAUGAUGAAGCUCAAACAGAUCCAAAAUGCAUGGAAGGUCUACUAACUUGUGUUGAGUCCUUUUUUCCCGAUGAUUAUGACAAACAGAAUUUGAUUCAUACGAAAAAAAGAAAUAGACUCGAUGCUAAUAGAAUGAGAGACCUUGUGUAUGUUCAAUUUAAUUCGAAACUUCUCAAUAAAAAGAAGAAGAGGGAAGCUCAUGAUAUUUUAUUAGCCGAUGAUGCUAGCAUGGCUCAAGCAUGGAUUGUAGAAGUAGAUGAAGAAGAUGUUGAAUCUCAGGGGUCUACUAGCAUUGCAGAUGAUAUAUAUCGAGAUCUUGAUGAAGAUAAUUUUGAAUCAGAUGAUGAAGAAGUUGUUGAAAAUAAUAAACUAUUAGCGCAACAAUGA